Juglans microcarpa x Juglans regia is the source of this 762-nucleotide messenger RNA. RefSeq lists its product as uncharacterized. The transcript has a single exon. The coding region runs from base 63 to 491 and encodes 142 amino acids. NCBI's taxonomy places the organism in Eukaryota, Viridiplantae, Streptophyta, Magnoliopsida, Fagales, Juglandaceae. The record is from RefSeq and is a predicted model, not a curated record.
ACAGAGAAGUACUUCUCAAUAUAUAUAUAUAUAUAUAUAUAUAUAUAUAUAUAUAUAUAUGAAUGUAUUUCCAUCAAACAGAGCUGUUUCUACUUCAACUCAGCACGAGAAUGGCAACAACAUCAGCAUCACUGCCUGAGCAGCAACAGCCAGCUGGGGAAACCCUGAUGACUCCUGAAGUUGCAUCAAGCAGCAGCAGCAGUAGCAGUGCUUGGCAUUCUUCUGGGUCUCUUGGCCCAUUCUUUGUAGUGAUGUCAGUUCUAACAGUUCUUGCUAUUAUUUCGUGCUUGCUGGGAAAGAGGUGUACAAAAAGGGCAGCUUCUCCCAUGGAGAGUAUCGGAGACAGAGAUUUCUUUGGGUGGGUGAAGCGGAAGUGCAGGCCGCGGUGUAUAUCCGGCGAUGUUGAAAUUGGAGCAAAGAUUAUGGGAUUUGGCAAAGAGAAAAAUGGUGUCAACGUUAAAGAUGGUGAGAAUCAAUUACCUCCCCUAUAGGCUUGAUUAUUGAUGGUGGGUUUAUGCAAUCUGCAUGCGUGGAAAUAAUUUCAUAUUCAAGCUGCUGUAACAUUCCCUUUUUUUUUAUUAUUUAAUUUUUUUUUUUUAAGGGAGUUGUAAGAUCAGACUUUUUGGUUUUGUUUAAUUUGUACCUUGAUUCAUAUAUUUGAAUAUAUUUUUGCAUAUGUAUGCAUGCAUGCAUGUCACUCUCAAAAGAGAUUUCGUAAAUCAUAAAGAGAAGAACAAAGAAAAAAAGAUACCACCAAUUAAU